This is a messenger RNA of Saccoglossus kowalevskii, 2655 nucleotides long. RefSeq names its product transcription factor COUP1 (gene coup-tf). NCBI's taxonomy places the organism in Eukaryota, Metazoa, Hemichordata, Enteropneusta, Harrimaniidae. Gene Ontology annotation, biological process: regulation of DNA-templated transcription. The record is from RefSeq and is a predicted model, not a curated record. Gene Ontology annotation, molecular function: zinc ion binding; DNA-binding transcription factor activity; sequence-specific DNA binding.
CAAGCAGCUAAACACAUACAGCCAGUUUCCCGCCCUCCGCUACUACCACCACUACCAGCUUUUGGUAGGACAUUUAUAUCCGGGGCACUCGAAGGGUCUCGGCCUUAUGACAUCGUAUCGUCUCUGUCUUUGAUUUGGGUCGUCGUUUAUGCAAUACACACAAGCACUGGUUGGAUUGAAGGACGGUUUGACUGGUAUCAUACGAUUAGUACCGCUGUAUAGUUUGAAGUGAAUCGACGCAAUCCGCAACGAGUCGGUCGCACACAUUGUACUCCGCCGAAAUAUGGCGAUGGCAGUUAGUACAUGGAGGGACCCUAAUGAAGACCUGUCAGCCGACAAACAGCAGCACCAACAGCAGCCGCCGCCGCCACACCAACAGCAGCAGCCGCCGCCGCCAACCCAACCCCAACCCCAACAACAGCCUCCGCAACAAACCCCGACCACACCGCAGCAGACACCACCAGCACCGCACCAGACCAUCACUCCACAACAAACUUCAACGCCCCAGCAACCCCCACAGCAGACGGCGACUCCACAGCAGACAACAACUCCCCAGCAAACAGCAAGUCAACAGCAACAUAUAGAAUGUGUAGUUUGUGGAGAUAAAAGCAGUGGUAAGCACUACGGUCAGUUCACAUGCGAAGGAUGUAAAAGUUUCUUCAAACGGAGUGUACGGCGUAAUCUGACCUACACUUGCCGUGCGAACCGCAACUGCCCCAUAGACCAACACCAUCGUAAUCAGUGCCAAUAUUGUCGGCUGAAGAAGUGUUUGAAGAUGGGAAUGCGCAGGGAAGCUGUCCAGAGAGGCAGGAUUCCCCCGACUCAGCCAGUACCCGGCCAAUACGCCCUAACUGACGGUCGGUUUGACGGGCACUCCUACCUUUCGGGAUUUAUAUCGCUAUUAUUACGUGCAGAACCAUACCCAACGUCGCGAUACGGAGCGCAGUGCAUGCAGUCCAACAUGAUGGGAAUCGAUGGCAUAUGCGAGCUGGCAGCCCGUCUCUUAUUCAGCGCUGUAGAGUGGGCUCGCAACAUUCCAUUCUUUCCCGAUCUACAAGUAACCGACCAAGUCGCCCUGCUCCGUAUGGUUUGGAGCGAGCUAUUUGUGCUGAAUGCAUCACAAUGCUCUAUGCCAUUACACGUAGCUCCUUUGCUAGCCGCCUCCGGCCUGCACACCAGUCCGAUGUCCGCCGACCGUGUUGUAGCGUUCAUGGACCACAUCCGAAUAUUCCAAGAACAAGUGGAAAAACUGAAGGCUCUACAUGUCGACUCCGCCGAGUACAGCUGUCUGAAGGCCAUAGUACUAUUCACUUCAGAUGCUUGCGGAUUGUCGGACGCAGCCCACAUUGAGAAUCUACAGGAAAAGUCCCAAUGCGCCCUGGAAGAGUACGUCCGGAGUCAAUAUCCUAACCAACCAAACCGUUUCGGGAAAUUACUGCUCCGUCUGCCUUCUCUGCGUACAGUGAGUUCGCAAGUAAUCGAACAGCUAUUCUUCGUACGUUUGGUAGGUAAGACACCGAUAGAAACCCUGAUUCGAGACAUGCUUCUGUCUGGUAGUUCCUUCAACUGGCCAUACAUGGCAAUCCAAUGAGAAAGAACAGAACUUUUUAACGAAUUCCAAUUACCAACCCUGUUACCGAACGCAGGAGAAUACAACAAAUGACAACAAAUGUAACAACAAGUCUUUCUUUUAAAACACCAUGAGAAGUUAGUUUUGUAUGCUUUCUUUUGUAACUUGUAAAGAAGCAUAUGUGACACUUUUUUUUUAAAAAGGAAAGAAAAAUUAUUAUUAUUAUUAUAUUUUUGGACUUGAAAAAGUCUGGAAUGGCGAAUUUUAUUAGUGUACCAUUGUGUUCAAUGUAGAAAAAACGUUCUAUAUGUUGAAAAAAGAAAAAAAAUGCUCAGAGCAGAAACAAAAAAUGAAAGUUCUAUUAUUUUUUCUAUUGAAGAAUCAAAACAUAAAGCAAACAAUAUUUUAUGCCGACUUCUUCAAAAUACACCUGGAUAAUAACACAGAUUUUUUUAACACUGUUUGUUUCGAAAGCGGAGAUAUUACGUAUCAUGUUUAUGGUAGUGCAUUUCUUAGUGUUUUUUGAAUGUAGGUGGCUGUAGGGUAAUGUUGAAAUGUGAUUUCGGUGUUCUUUUCGUCUUUUAUACCAGGUUCAAAACCGGUGUGUUUUAUUCAUGAGAAACAACACAAAAAACGUCACUUUAUUUCCGAGCCUUUUUUUUUUUGAUAAUGACAUUUCUUAGAUGUACUACACAAUGCAUUGUCGUAUCACAACGAGUAAGACAUAUAAACAAAAAAAUGUAAACAAAAACUAAAAAAAAAAGAGAGGAGGAACCAAGCAACCACUAUGUCCGUGGUUGACGCGGAGGCUUUGAGCCAGUUUAAGAGAGUAGAAAAAGUAAAUCAAAAAUUAUUAAAAUAAUGAUAAUAAUAUUAUUAAUCCAUUUAUGUUCAUAUAUUUCCAUGGAUUACGAUUGUGUUGGACACAUGAUGCGUGACUGCCCAUAUAUGGGUCCUACAUGUUGAUUUCAGACUUGCGUGUUCAUGCUAUUCGUUGAUAACUAUAUUUGCAUAAAGCUAUGCCUAGCUACCGUGUCCAAGACACACUUUUUGCCUCAAUUAAACAGAUGUGUAUAAAAUUAAAA